GUCAAGAUGCGUUGUUAUCUGGCCCUGGCAGCGCUGCUGCUGGGCUGCAGCCUUGCGCUGGCUCAAUAUGAAUACUUGGCGCCACAGCAAACACUCAAUCAACAGUUUGGCGAUGUCGUGGAUCUAGUGGAGCAGCCGGUGCUGCCACUCAACGAUGUUCGAGCACGUCCUCCGCGCGGCAACCGCGGCGGCCAGUGCACCACGAAGACAAAUUGCUUCUGCGGCACUCCGAAUGUCAACCGCAUUGUGGGCGGCCAGCAGGUGCGCACCAACAAAUAUCCAUGGACCGCCCAGCUGGUCAAGGGCCGCUAUUAUGCGCGUCUCUUCUGUGGCGGCUCGCUGAUCAACGAUCGCUAUGUCCUCACAGCGGCUCACUGUGUGCACGGCAACAGGGAUCAGAUUACCGUGCGGCUGCUGCAGCUGGACAGAUCCUCGGGCGAUCCUGGCAUUGUGCGCAAGGUGGUGCAGACCACAAUACAUCCCAACUACGAUCCCAACCGCAUUGUCAAUGAUGUGGCGCUGCUAAAGCUUGAGGCACCCGUGCCACUUACUGGCAACAUGCGUCCCGUUUGUCUUCCCGAUGUCAAUCACAACUUUGAUGGCAAAACUGCUGUCGUGGCUGGCUGGGGUCUGGUCAAGGAGGGCGGCACCACCAGCAACUAUUUGCAAGAGGUGAGCGUGCCCAUCAUCACCAACCAGCAGUGCCGCACCACCCGCUACAAGGACAAGAUUCAAGAGGUUAUGCUCUGCGCUGGCCUGGUCAAGUCUGGCGGCAAGGAUGCCUGCCAGGGCGACAGCGGAGGUCCGCUGAUUGUCAACGAGGGCCGUUACAAGCUCGCCGGCGUUGUGUCCUUUGGAUUUGGCUGUGCCCAGCCAAACGCACCCGGCGUCUAUGCCAGAGUUAGCAAAUUCGUCGACUGGGUCAAGAAGAACACCGCCGAUGGCUGCUACUGUCAGAACUAA
Drosophila novamexicana is the source of this 963-nucleotide messenger RNA. Its product is annotated as trypsin-1. Gene Ontology annotation, biological process: proteolysis. Gene Ontology annotation, molecular function: serine-type endopeptidase activity. The transcript has 3 exons. The record is from RefSeq and is a predicted model, not a curated record. Lineage: Eukaryota; Metazoa; Arthropoda; Insecta; Diptera; Drosophilidae. The coding region runs from base 7 to 963 and encodes 318 amino acids.